This is a messenger RNA of Ostertagia ostertagi, 645 nucleotides long. Lineage: Eukaryota; Metazoa; Nematoda; Chromadorea; Rhabditida; Trichostrongylidae. The record is from the annotation of a GenBank genome assembly.
AUGGUGGAUAGACUCGUAAACAGUGAAGUGAACGCACGACGAGUUGCUAAUGUGGAGCAAUGUUUUGGAAAAAUGGCCAAACCAUUAACUAUAAAGAAUGGAUGGAUUGUGAAAACUCCAGAGAAAUCUUUUGCUGUUUACGCAGCUUCGCCGAAGGAGAAAAAAGAAUGGAUGAUUCAUAUAGAACGUUGUGUCGCCGAUCUAUUGGAGAAAGGUAAUAAGCGACCAGCAAAGGAACAUGCAGCUGUUUGGAUUCCGGAUGGUGAAGCAGCUCGCUGUAUGGCUUGUGGGCGCACACAGUUUAACCUUGUACAAAGAAGACAUCAUUGCCGUGCUUGUGGUCGUGUUAUUUGCGGUGCAUGUUCAACGCAUUCCUAUCGCAUUGAUAGUUUGAACAAGAAACCAGUUCGCGUUUGUGAUAUGUGCUUCACUCGCUUGACUGGUGUAACUGAUGAUAAGGCCUCUAGACAAGCAAGUGAUGUACAAAGCAGUCGAGAAGCUCCUCUACCUCCCCCUAAACCAAGCGCAAUCGAGUUGGAUUACGAUGGUGACUCAUCGUCAGAGACUGAUGAGGAAACAAGCAGAGAUGAUCAUUCUAUGAGGGCUACUUCGCCGACGUUUUAUCGCGAGGAGGUUGGCCAGUAA